Pochonia chlamydosporia 170 is the source of this 696-nucleotide messenger RNA. RefSeq lists its product as hypothetical. Lineage: Eukaryota; Fungi; Ascomycota; Sordariomycetes; Hypocreales; Clavicipitaceae. Bases 1 to 696 code for a protein of 231 amino acids. The transcript has 3 exons. The record is from RefSeq and is a predicted model, not a curated record.
AUGCUGGCAGCAACGCGCUUUGCUCCCCGGAGCUUGAGCUCCAGCAUAUGGCGACGAGCUGUGUCGACGCUGCCAAACAAUCCACACAUUAAAGUCUUUGACAAUCCCGCAUCGCCAGCAUCCUACAUCCUCACAUAUCUCGACACGAAGCCUCCAUCUCCCAAGCUCGCAAUUGGGAUCUCGACCGCUAUCCCUCCAACCCCACAGUCAUUUACGGAGAAUCAUCGAUUUCUGGACAUUCUGAACGAAGUAGUAGCCGAGUAUGGCCACCAAGACGAAGAUGUAACCAGUCAAGCCCAGGCUUUCGCCAGUCCCGGCGGAUUCAACCUAGGUUCUGGCGGUGCAUUCUUCAACACGCAAAGAUCAAAGAAAGGGUCAUCACGAAAGCAAGGCGCUGGUGGGGGAGCUGGUGGCUCUGGAGCAGGAGGUGCAAGUGCUCAAGGUGGCGCGGGCGGUGCCGGCAAGGGUGGAUGGGUGCAUCUGAGUGACCGCAGGAAUCCGCCGGAUUUUGGAAGAAUAGCUUGGCCCGAGGAUAUCUUGGGCAGCGUUGAGGUGAAUGGGCAUGGGGAAGUGAUUGGAAAGGUGCAACCAAGCGGCACGUAUAGAGUGGUUACGAGAGAGGGAAUCUUGGGAUUAAGUCCAUUUCUGCAGAGUAAGUUGAUUGAGCGAUUAAAAAAGGAGGAAUCGGCGUCGUGA